AUGCUGCGCAGCCAGGGCAUGCUGAAGAGCCGCUGUUGCGUCCUGCUUGGUGACCUGAGGGUGCUCCUGCUCGGGCCACCGGCACCGCCGACACCGCUGCCUCCGCUGACCCCCAUGAGCGGCCAAGCUUCUGAAAGCCAUGAGACAGGCGUCACCGUCCCCGACAACAACAACACGUUAACGCGGGGCCACCAGCACGCCGGGGACCGAGCGGCCGCACCUGCCACGGGAGCCGCCGGGCCACCGGGCGGAGAGCGACCGGUGUCUGGCUGGGUGGAUUCUGCAGAGCUGUCGGCGGCCCUGCGCGGCUGCAGCAGCUCCUCCGAUGACUGCUCAAAGGGCAAACUGGAGGAGAGGUUCUCCCUCACCAGCUACACGGAAAGUGGCUUCAGGACGCCUGUGUGCAGGAUCUGCUUCCAGGGACCAGAACAUGGGGAGCUCCUGAGCCCGUGCCGGUGCAGCGGGUCGGUACGCUGCACCCACCAGCCCUGCCUCAUCAAAUGGAUCAGCGAGAGAGGCUCCUGGGCCUGUGAGCUCUGCUACUACAAAUAUCAGGUCAUUGCCAUCAGCACCAAGAACCCACUACAGUGGCAGGCCAUCUCCCUGACAGUGAUAGAGAAGGUGCAGAUAGCAGCAGCCAUCUUGGGCUCCCUGUUCCUGAUGGCUAGUAUCUCCUGGCUGGUGUGGUCGUCUUUUAGCCCGUCUGCCCGCUGGCAACGUCAAGAUCUGCUUUUCCAGAUCUGCUACGGCAUGUACGGCUUCAUGGACGUCGUCUGCAUCGCUUUAAUUGUCCACGAGGGACCUUCUGUGUUUCGCAUCUUCCACCGCUGGCAGGCCGUUAACCAGCAGUGGAAGGUCCUGAACUAUGAUAAGUCUAUGGACAGCGAUGACCUGAAGGACUCCACUGUAGACAGGACUCUGUCUCAGCCCAGCCCGGGCUACCAGACUGGGAUAGGAGUGUCCACCUCCACCUCCUCGCUGAUGGUGGUGGCCUCUACAGCCGCCGGCUCCACUUCUACAACCGUGGUGACGGCCGCGGGAGGACUGGGAACACACGUGGACCCCAACAGCGGCAGCGCAGUGCCAGACCAACACUGUCCCUACAACAUCCUCCACCUGCUCAGCCACCUGAGGCAGCCGGAGGCCCGCAGCCAACCCAGCAAUAGCACAAGAGAGCUGGUCAUGAGAGUUACAACAGUCUGA
This is a messenger RNA of Stegastes partitus (bicolor damselfish), 1203 nucleotides long. It is a transcript of the gene marchf4b, whose product is annotated as membrane associated ring-CH-type finger 4b. The coding region runs from base 1 to 1203 and encodes 400 amino acids. Gene Ontology annotation, biological process: protein ubiquitination. Gene Ontology annotation, molecular function: zinc ion binding; ubiquitin-protein transferase activity. Lineage: Eukaryota; Metazoa; Chordata; Actinopteri; Pomacentridae. The transcript is spliced from 4 exons. The record is from RefSeq and is a predicted model, not a curated record.